Lobosporangium transversale is the source of this 1732-nucleotide messenger RNA. RefSeq lists its product as hypothetical. Lineage: Eukaryota; Fungi; Mortierellomycota; Mortierellomycetes; Mortierellales; Mortierellaceae. The coding region runs from base 125 to 1513 and encodes 462 amino acids. Gene Ontology annotation, molecular function: ubiquitin binding. Gene Ontology annotation, biological process: proteasome-mediated ubiquitin-dependent protein catabolic process. Gene Ontology annotation, cellular component: nucleus. The record is from RefSeq and is a predicted model, not a curated record. The transcript is spliced from 9 exons.
UUCAGCAUUUCAUUUCCCACUUCUUGCAGUGCUUUUUCCUUAACCAUUUAAAACAUAAAUAUCCACACACGUAUCCACCUUUUUUCUCUGUAUUCUAUUUUAUUUUUGAUUGAAGUUUCUCAAUAUGGGGGAUACUAACCAUGAAGACAUUGUUCAGUUCUGUACUAUCACCUCUGCAGACCCUGAUGUCGCCUCAAACUAUUUGACAGUCUGUGAAGGAUCAUUGGAGCGUGCCAUCACAUUAUACAUGGAAAGCGGCGGCGUUGACUUGGCAGGAACAACACCAGUAACCAACAACAAUAGCGGUGAUAAUGCGAGUACUCGUCGCUCACGGAAUUCAUCUAACAGUGGAUCUCCAGGUGGAUAUCUCGAUCAGGACGAAGAGCUAGCGCGUUCACUUCAGGAGGAGGAUACAAAAGCCGCGAGCACUAUUCGUGCACCGAUAGCACCUAGACACGAAAUGUUGAUUAGUGAUGAUUAUGGCGAUCGGUCGUCACCUCUUUAUGGCGGAUCUUCUCGAUCCCGUCCUGCUCCAUCAGUAUUUUUACCUCCUGACUCUUCAAGUUUGGCCCGAGAUGCUUUUCGUGACUUUGCCGCGGAGGCUGCCACAUUAGGGGGUGAGACCAGUCCCAAGACAUCGAGGCUGGCUGAUCUUUUUAAAGCUCCUUUGGAUAUUAUGGCCCGAGGAAAUUUUGAUCAGAGUCGUAAUGUUGCCAAGAAAGAAAUGAAAUGGCUCAUGGUCAAUAUUCAAGAAGCAGGAGUGUUUGCUUGUCAAGUUCUGAACCGUGAUCUCUGGAGCGAUCCAAGUGUGAAGGAGCAUGUUAAAGAGAAUUUUAUCUUUCUCCAAUUCUACUCUGAUAGUGUUGAAGGGAAAAAAUAUGCUGCAUAUUAUCCUCUCCAGACAUUCCCUCAUAUUGCAAUCAUCGACCCAAGAACAGCCGAGAGGAUGCAUGUAUGGAGCAAGACCAUUGAUCCAGUGGACUUCCUCUCUGAUGUAUCCGAAUUUCUUGAAGUUCAUUCGCUCACAGAUUCAACCUCAAAGCCUUCGCAACCAAAGAAAAAGAAGACCGUCAAAGAUGUGUCAGAUAUGACAGAGGAGGAGCAGCUGCAUGCGGCUUUGGUGGCUUCUAUGGGGGGUGAUACUUCAAACGCCGUUGACCUUGGAGAUGAUGAAGUAAACACGCCGAUUUCAGAUUCAUUCGAAGAAGCAACUCCUGUAGAGCCAGAAGUAUCGGUUUUUGACAGUAUAAAACCUGUACGCCACGAGGAGCCUACCGAUCCUGCUACAUCGACUAGGAUUGGGUUUCGCCUUAGCGAUGGUUCACGGCUGAUGCGCCGGUUCCCAAAAGAUGCUCCAGUUCGUGCGUUGUUUGAGUUUGUCAAAGCAGAGGUUGAAGAUGCGCGUACACAAUCAUUUGAACUUGUGUUUAUUGGUAAGCAGCUUUUGGAUGAUGUUGACAAGACCCUUGCAGAGGUUGGUGUGGAGAAUGCACAAAUCAUGGUCCAGAUGUAAAGGACCAAAAUGUAUGAUAUAAUGGAUGAUACGGCAUGAAUCAUGCCAAAUUAGAUGUGUCACAGCAAUCCAUUGCAUAGCCGAGAAAAAAGAAAAUGAAGCGUGGAAGGUUGGCAGAGUCUCACGAGCGAGCGCAGGCAUAGGUACUGGAACGACUGCAAUCGCAUGACCGCUUAAUAUCCUGCGACUGAAGAAUGCAAAAUGCACAAUAAAAAAAAA